AAUAGCACAACCACUGUGAGCUGUGCGCGACUCAUCUCAUCCAAGAGCACGUUUUAUCUUUCAUUAAUCAGUUGCUUAGAAAGAAGGAAAUGACAUCCGGUCCAUUCUUCUUCUGCAUCUUCAUAAUUGGAAAAUAUUUCACCCUUGGAAGUGCACAGGAUGUCAGCUGUCCCCUUGGCUCCUUCCCCUGUGGGAACAUCAGCAAGUGCCUGCCUCAACUGCUUCACUGCAAUGGUGUGGACGACUGCGGGAACCAAGCUGAUGAGGACCACUGUGGAGACAACAAUGGGUGGUCUCUACAACUGGACAAAUAUUUUGCUAAUUACUACAAACUGACUUCCACAAAUUCCUUGGAGGCAGAAACUUCCGAAUGCUUGGUUGGCUCUGUGCCCAUGCAUUGUUUGUGCCGAGAUCUAGAACUUGACUGUGAUGAAGCCAAUUUACGAGCUGUCCCAUCAGUUUCUUCCAAUGUGACUGUAAUGUCCCUGCAGAGGAACUUCAUAAGAACACUCCCUCCCAAUGGCUUCAGGAAGUACCAUGAGCUGCAGAAGCUGUGCCUGCAAGACAAUAAGAUUCACUCCGUAAGCGUCUCUGCCUUCAGAGGACUGCACAGCCUCACUAAACUGUACCUCAGUCAUAACAGAAUAACCUUCCUAAAGCCAGGGGUUUUUGAAGAUCUCCACCGGCUGGAAUGGCUGAUCAUUGAAGACAAUCACCUCAGUCGAAUUUCUCCACUCACGUUUUACGGACUAAACUCUCUCAUCCUCUUAGUGCUGAUGAAUAAUGCCCUCACACGUUUGCCUGACAAACCCCUCUGUCAACACAUGCCCCGGCUGCACUGGCUGGACUUUGAAGGCAACCAUAUCCAUAAUUUAAGGAACUUGACUUUUAUUUCCUGCAAUAAUUUAACUGUUUUGGUAAUGAGGAAAAACAGAAUCAGUCACUUAAAUGAACAUGCAUUUACACACCUCCAGAAACUAGAUGAAUUGGAUUUAGGAAGUAAUAAGAUUGAAAAUCUUCCGCCGAACAUAUUUAAGGAUCUGAAGGAGCUGUCACAACUAAAUAUUUCUUAUAACCCAAUCCAGAAAAUUGAAGUACAUCAAUUUGACUAUCUUGCCAAACUCAAGUCUCUCAGCCUUGAAGGAAUAGAAAUUUCAAAUAUCCAACAAAGGAUGUUUAGACCUCUCAUAAAUCUCUCUCACAUAUACUUUAAGAAAUUUCAGUACUGUGGAUAUGCCCCACACGUGCGCAGCUGUAAGCCCAACACGGAUGGGAUUUCGUCGCUUGAGAACCUCUUGGCAAGCAUCAUCCAGAGAGUCUUUGUCUGGGUUGUAUCUGCCAUCACUUGCUUCGGAAACAUUUUUGUUAUUUGUAUGCGACCAUACAUCAGAUCUGAGAACAAGCUGCAUGCCAUGUCCAUCAUUUCUCUCUGCUGUGCUGACUGCCUAAUGGGAGUGUAUUUAUUUGUGAUUGGUGCCUUUGACCUCAAGUUUCGGGGAGAGUACAACAAGCACGCACAACCGUGGAUGGAGAGUGUUCAUUGUCAGUUCAUGGGGUCGUUGGCCAUUCUGUCCACAGAAGUAUCCGUUUUACUCUUAACAUUUCUGACAUUGGAAAAGUACAUCUGCAUUGUGUAUCCUUUUCGGUGUUUAAGGCCUCGAAAAUGCAGAACAAUCAUGGUUCUGAUUUUCAUUUGGAUUAUUGGGUUCAUAGUGGCUUUUGCUCCACUUGGCAAUAAGGAAUUUUUCAAAAACUACUAUGGCACCAAUGGAGUAUGCUUUCCUCUUCAUUCAGAAGACACGGGAAGUACUGGAGCCCAGAUUUAUUCAGUGGUAAUUUUUCUUGGUAUUAACCUGGUGGCAUUUAUCAUCAUUGUGUUCUCCUAUGGAAGCAUGUUUUACAGUGUUCAUCAAAGCACCAUAACAGUAACGGAGAUACAGAAGCAAGUGAAGAAGGAGAUGGUCCUCGCCAAACGCUUUUUCUUUAUCGUGUUUACCGAUGCGCUGUGCUGGAUUCCCAUUUUUAUACUGAAAUUUCUUUCACUGCUUCAGGUGGAAAUACCAGAUUCUAUUACCUCUUGGGUGGUGAUUUUUAUUCUGCCUAUCAACAGUGCUUUGAACCCAAUUAUCUACACGUUGACCACUAGACCUUUCAAAGAAAUGAUCCAUCAACUCUGGCACAACUACAGACAAAGAAGGUCUGUUGUCAGAAAAGGGACUCAGAAAGCAUAUGCGCCAUCGUUCAUCUGGGUGGAAAUGUGGCCCUUGCAGGAGAUGUCCACUGAGUUCACGAAGCCGGAUGCUUUCACAGACCCCUGUGAUCUGUCGCUAGUUUCUCAGUCAUCUAGACUCAAUUCUUAUUCGUAACUGUAUCUUAUUCUCAAGAAUACUGUUGAAGUG
This is a messenger RNA of Mastomys coucha (southern multimammate mouse), 2399 nucleotides long. RefSeq names its product relaxin family peptide receptor 1 (gene Rxfp1). Gene Ontology annotation, molecular function: G protein-coupled receptor activity; protein binding. The coding region runs from base 90 to 2366 and encodes 758 amino acids. Lineage: Eukaryota; Metazoa; Chordata; Mammalia; Rodentia; Muridae. Gene Ontology annotation, biological process: G protein-coupled receptor signaling pathway. The record is from RefSeq and is a predicted model, not a curated record. Gene Ontology annotation, cellular component: membrane. The transcript has 18 exons.